Phycodurus eques (leafy seadragon) is the source of this 14041-nucleotide messenger RNA. It is a transcript of the gene lrp2b, whose product is annotated as low density lipoprotein receptor-related protein 2b. Gene Ontology annotation, molecular function: protein binding; calcium ion binding. The record is from RefSeq and is a predicted model, not a curated record. Lineage: Eukaryota; Metazoa; Chordata; Actinopteri; Syngnathiformes; Syngnathidae.
AUGGACCUUCAAGGUCUUCAGGUUCUGUCGCUUCUUCUGCUCUUUCAAGGAAUUCACACAGCUCGAGGGAGCUGUGGAAGCGAGGAGUUUCAGUGCACCAGUGGACAUUGCAUAAACAUUGCCUGGAAGUGCGAUGGUGUAAAAGACUGCACCGACGAUUCAGAUGAGCUCAACUGCCGCGGUCGAACCUGCAGCCCAGAUCAGUUCACCUGUCAUGAGGGCCAGUGCAUCCCCAGAAAAUACAAAUGUGACCACGUGAAGGACUGUGUGGACAGCUCUGAUGAAAACAACUGCAACUACCCACAGUGCACCGAGAAGACAUGUGCCAACGGGGCUUGUUACAACAACUCGCAGCAUUGCAAUGGACUGCAGGACUGCAGAGACGGCUCGGACGAAUAUAACUGCACCACCAACCAUUGCCCCAUCCACCAAUAUCAGUGUGCCAAUGGCAUCUGCAUCCCACAAUUCUUCUUGUGCGACACGUGGAAUGACUGCGGGGACAACAGUGACGAGCAAGGCUGCGUGUAUCAGAGCUGUAGCGGCAACGAGUUCACGUGUACGAAUGGCCGUUGUAUUCCCCAGCGCUGGGUGUGUGACAAGUUCAAUGACUGCGGGGACUAUAGUGACGAAAAAGGAUGUGACAGUAACUCCCGGGAUUGUUACCCUGGCGAGUGGGGCUGUCCGGGCUCGACAGCUUGCAUCCCUUUGGGGAAAGUUUGCGAUGAGAAGCCAGACUGUCCCGGCGGAACGGAUGAGACCAACUCAACCACUGGCAAGACCUGCAGCCUGGAGCGCUGCUCAACCUUGAGCUGCGAGUAUAUGUGCCACGUGUCACCAGGAGGGGGCGCUUGCCACUGCCCUGAUGGUUUUAUUGUCGGCAAUGACAGUCGCUCCUGUGUAGACUACAAUGACUGUCAAAUCUGGGGGAUAUGUGACCAGCUAUGCGAAGACCGGCCUGGGACACACCGUUGCAGCUGUGCCAGUGGAUACUUCCUGGAGCAGGGUCACAUCUGCAAGGCAAAUGUGUCAGAUGGAAUUCCGCACCUCAUUUUCACAAACGGAGGAGCGGUGAUGAUGGCCGACGUCCACGGCCGCUAUGUUCGAACUUUGGUGCCCGCUCAGGGCAAAGGUUCGGCCGUCGGCGUGGCGUACCACAGGCACAGCGAGACAGUCUUCUGGAGUGACACAUACAACAGAAAGGUUUAUUCUGCCAACUAUAACGGCAGAAACAUUAAGGAGGUUCUGACUACUGCGGUUCACAACGUCCAGAACCUCGCCGUGGACUGGAUCAACUUCAAGCUGUACGUCUUAGAGGCCGCAGUGGAGCGCAUCGACAUGUGCGAGUUUGAUGGAGGGAAUCGGGUCACGCUGGUUGCUGAGAACCUGCAGAGUCCUCAUGGCCUCGUCCUGGACCCCACAGUGGGUUACAUGUUUUUCACCGACAUGGGCGUCAGCAAUGAGCAAAUGAAGCUCGAACGAGCCUUCAUGGACGGCAGUAACCGCGUGGAGCUGGUGAAGACCAGGCUGGGCACGCCAAUGGGAAUUAGCCUAGAUAUCGUCUCAAAGAGGGUCUACUGGUCCGACAGCCACUUUGACACUAUAGAAACGGUCACCUAUCAUGGCUUGGACAGGAAAAUAGUGCUCAAUGGUGGAACCCAGGCUCCACAUCCUUUUGGGAUGGCUGUCUUCGAGAACCACGUCUUCUUCACGGAUUGGACCAAGAUGGGGGUGGUGAGAGCCAACCGCUUCAACGGCAGCAGCCCGGCGCUCCUCUAUCGUACCGCCAAGCGACCUGGCCAUGUUGUUGUCUCACACUCAGUGCUGCAGCCCAUUGUGAUGAACCCCUGCGGCCGUCACAACGGCGGCUGUCAGCACAUUUGCGUCCUGAGCCACCGCACGGACAACGACGGUCUGGGAUACCGCUGUAAGUGUCGCCUUGGUUACGACCUGCAGGCGGACCUUCGGACCUGCUUCAAGGUUAAGAACUAUUUGCUGUUGGCAACCUCCAUGGCCGUGCGAGGGAUCCCCCUCCAAAUAUCCCUCCAGGAGGACAUCACGCUUCCCCUCACAGGGCUCGCCUCGUCAUUUUACGGCUCCGCCGUGGAGUUUGACGGCAACGAGGAGACUAUUUUCUAUGACGACAGGUCCCGGGGAAUUAUUUAUAAGUCCAACCUCAAUGGAACCGUUCAACAGAUUUUGACGGGCUACAGGGCUUCGUCCGUCGACGCCAUGGCCUAUGACUGGACCUCCAAUGUUUUGUUCUGGACCUCAAGCUCCUACAGGUCAGUGGUGGCCUUCAGAGUCACAGACAAGUCCCGGCGAGACAUCGUCACCGGAUUGAGGAGCCCAAAGGGAAUUGCAGUGCAUCCCGGUGCUGGCUACUUGUUUUGGUCUGACUGGUAUCGUCCAGCGGUCAUCAUGAGGGGCUUCCCCGAUGGCAGCAAUGCGGUACCGUUGGUCAAUACAACACUUGGAUGGCCAUAUGGACUUGCCCUUGACUAUGUACAAAACCGCUUGUACUGGGUGGACUCCCUCUUGCACCAGAUUGGACACAUUGAUAUUCAAGGAAACAACAGGCAGACCUUCACCAAUAUUGGACAGAUCACAAGUCCUUACUCUUUGACUGUUUAUUCAGAGUACCUGUAUGUCAGCGACAUCAGGACCAAAGCGAUAUUUGAGAUGAGAAAAAGUGAUGGAGGAGGAAACAUGAUGAUCAGACAAGGAAUCAACGGCAUUUUGAACAUCAAGGCAUACACAGCCGACCUCCACAGCAGUAUGACUUCUCGGUGCAACGCGGUGGAAAACGGGCGCUGCAGUCACUUCUGCUUCCCGACUCCGUCCUACAGCCGCGUGUGCGGCUGUCCGUACGGCAUGAAGCUGGAGGUCAACCAGCAGGACUGCAUCAAGGACGACAGCGUCCCGCCGCCGGACAACAACUGCGGGGACUACGCUUUCGAGUGCGACAAAGGACGAUGUCGGCCCGACUCCUCCCGCUGCGAUGGCUACUUUGACUGUGUGGAUAAGUCCGAUGAGGCCAACUGUACCAUUAUAGGAGCGACAUGCUCGCCAAAUGCUUUCACCUGCAACAACAAGCACUGUAUCCUGAACGGGUGGCGAUGCGACGGCACAGAUGACUGCGGCGACGGCUCGGAUGAAGUCAGCUGUCCCACAAAAGUGCCCACCACAUGUUCUGCCUCCUCAUUCACCUGCGAUAACAAUAGAUGCAUCUCCAAAGCGUGGGUGUGCGACGGCGACAACGACUGUGGAGACGGUUCAGAUGAACACAACUGCAAUUCCACCAUCACGACCUGCGCUCCUGCCUACUUCCUAUGUCCCGACCACCGCUGCAUAUUCAACAGUCUCGUGUGCAAUGGAGACCAGGACUGCUUGGAUGGGUCGGAUGAGGAAAAUUGCGAGUUUUCCUGCACCUCCUAUGAGUUUACCUGCGCCAGUGGCGACCAGUGCAUUAGUAACAGUUACCACUGUGAUGGAGUGUUUGACUGCAGGGAUCAUUCUGAUGAGCGAAACUGUCCCACUCGAGGCCCAGGCUUGUGCCACGACGAUGAGUUCCAGUGUCAAACCGACGGAUUCUGCGUACCGGGCGAGUGGGAGUGUGACGGCCAUCCCGACUGCGAGGACGGUUCCGACGAGCACAACUCCUGCCUGCCCGUCACCUGCUUAUCCAGCGACUUCCAGUGCCUCAACAAGAUAUGCAUCCCAAAUGACUGGUUGUGCGACGGCGAAAAUGACUGCCGGGACAAUAGUGACGAGCAGAACUGUCCCACGCCGCCAUUCAGUUGUCCCAGUGGCCAGUGGAUGUGUCCCACUGACCAGGUGUGCAUUCAGCAAGACAAAGUGUGCGACGGCCAGAAGGACUGCCCCAAUGGAGCUGACGAGUCGCCUAUCUGCAAUGAAGAGGAUUGCAUCCUGAACAACGGCGGCUGCAGCGACAUCUGCAUUCAAGGACCGUUUGGGGCCGAGUGCAAGUGUCGGCCGGGUUUCCAGUUGCUCAACGACUCCAAGACGUGCGAUGACAUCAACGAAUGUCUCAUCCCGGGCUUCUGCAGCCAGGAGUGCUACAACGAGAAAGGAAGCUUCCGCUGUUACUGCUCUGCCGGUUACCUGCUGGAGCCAGAUGGGCGCACCUGCAAAGCUAUAAACCCUCAAGCAGCUGUGCUUUUGCUGGCCAAGCGUAACCAGAUCAUCGCCAACAGGAUCAAUGCGAAGCCACCCACCAUCAGUCCAGUGGUGAGCGGUUCAAGCAUCGUGACUGUAGACUUUGACCGCAUGACUUCCAGGGUGUACUGGGCGGACACCUCCCAGAAGAAGAUAUGGAGUGCCUACCAGAAUGGAACUGAAAGACAGGAAAUUUUUUCAAGUGGCUUGAUGGUGCCAGAGAGCAUUGCGGUGGACUGGAUAGGCAGAAACCUUUAUUGGACCGACUCCGUCUUGGAGAACAUUGAGGUGUCCACUCUGGACGGUCGCUUCCGAAAAGUGCUACUCAACAAAAACGUUACGAGCCCCCGUGGCCUGGUUUUAGACCCUCGCAACCAUACCAACAUGAUGUUCUGGUCGGAUUGGGGUCAGAAUCCGAGGGUCGAGCGAGCCUUCAUGGAUGGAACCAUGAGAGAAGUCAUUGUCAGUACAAAGAUAUACUGGCCCAAUGGCUUGGCGCUGGACUACACCACACGCAGGGUCUACUUUGCAGACGCUUACCUCAAAUAUAUCGACUACUGUGACUAUGAUGGGAAAAACCGCCAUCAAGUAAUGGCGAGCGACAUGGUUCUCCAGCACCCGCACGGCAUGACCGUCUUCGAGGACAACAUCUACUGGUCGGAGCGCUACACCAGUAAAGUGAUGAGGACGAACAAGUUCCACGGUGGCAACGUCACCACGGUGAUGAUCAGUGUGCACCAGCCCAUGGGCAUUGUUAUGGACCAUCCCAUUAAACAGCCCUCAGGCCUUAAUCCAUGCAAAGAACAUCUGUGCAGUCAACUGUGCCUGCUGUCGGGCUUCAGGCCAAGAUAUUACACCUGCCACUGCCAGUCUGGAUGGAAAUUGGAUGACGAUAAACGCACCUGCACCAAAGAUGAAACACCCUUCUUGAUGGUGGGAAGAGAUUCAGUGCUUUUCGGGAUCCCUCUUGACCCAGCCGACCCCUCCAACAACGCGAUGGCACCCGUGUCAGGCAUCCGUCAGGGGCAGGACAUUGACUUUGAUGACCGGGAUCAGUUUGUCUACUGGGUUGAGUCCUCAGGUUCUAUAUGGCGAGUGCACACCAAUGGCACCAACAGGUCUCCGUUUGCUCCAGCUGCUCUCAUGGGCGCGCCGUCUGGUCUGGCUUUUGAUUGGAUAAGCCGAAUAAUGUAUUAUAAUAACCCCACUGCUAAAUCCAUAGAGGUUAUCCGUGUUGAUGGAAUUCAGCACUAUCACAAAACCCUCAUCACCUCUACUGGGAAACCAGAAAGCGUCGGAAAUCCUGUCGGAAUAGCCGUAGAUCCAACCAGAGGGAAAUUAUUCUGGACGGACAAAGGAUCCAAUAACGGGGUUCCUCCAAAAGUUGGCAGCGCUGACAUGGAUGGGAGCAACCUCACAAACCUCUACACAGGCAACCUGGCAAAUGUAGGCUACAUCGCUGCUGAUAUUUCCACCAGGAAACUUUACUGGGGGGUGUCAGGCUCAGGAGUGAUCGAGAGCGGCACCAUGGACGGGGCGAGUCGGGUGACAGUGGUCAGUGGCCUGUCUCACCCGUGGGGGUUGACUAUCUACCAGAGCCAUCUCUAUUACACCGACUUAGACUAUCAGGUCAUUGAGAGGGUAGACAAAGAGACGGGCGCCAAUAUGGUGGUGAUGAGGAGUGGCCUGUCCCAACUGCGGGCCAUCAAAGUGCACGCCAGAGACAACUCAGUCGGGACCGCGAACGCUUGCAGCUCCAACAACGGUGGCUGUCCUCACCUCUGUCUGCCCAAACCCAACAACCAAAGGACCUGUGCCUGCACCAUAGGCUUUCACCCGUCUCCGGACGGCUCUCGUUGCGAAGAGUUUGACUCUUUUGCCGUCGUCUCCAUGCCCAAGUACAUCCGCGGCUUCCACAUCAACAGCUCGGAUCAUUCUGAGGCGAUGGUGCCCAUCGGUGGAUCUUCCAACAUUAAGGAGAGCUUAGGCCUCCACAUAGAAUCUGGCUACAUCUACUGGAUUGACAACAGCACCUCCACCUCCUUUAAAGGCAUCUACAGGGCUAAAACAGAUGGAUCAUACUACCAAAGGGUGGUCUCCGGUGGUAUUGGUAGAGGAGGCAUCCAGGGUCUUGCAGUGGACUGGGUUUCCAACAACUUGUACUUUACCAACGCCUUUGAGAGUGAGACCUUCCUGGAAGUGCUGGCCAUCAACACCUCAUACCGACUGAUUCUCCUCAAGUCUUCCCAGGACAGGCCCCGCGACCUGGCCGUCAACCCCAAGCAGCGCUACCUUUUCUGGACCGAUGGUAGCCAGACGCCCAAAAUAGAGCGCACGCUGCUGGACGGCACAAACCGCACCGUGCUGGCAUCUGAGAGUCUGUUGUCUCCUCGUGGCCUCACUGUUGAUUACACCAACGACUUCCUCUAUUGGACGGACGAUGUUCUGGACAUGAUCUCGCGGAUGGCUGCAGACGGUUCACAGAGGCAGAUAAUCCGGUACGGGAGUCGCUAUCCGUCUCCCACUGGGGUCGCUAUACUAGGAAACGUCAUGCUGUGGGUGGAUAAAAGACUUGGGAAGCUUUUACAGGCCAGUAAAGAGCCAGGCAACCUUAACCAGACAGAGGUAAUCCGAGACAAUCUUGAUGGUGCGUCGGAUGUCGCCAUCUUUGAUCCUCAUGUCCAACCUUUAGCGGCCCACCAGGUGGGCUUCAAUCCAUGCCACGAGGACAAUGGGCGCUGCCAGCAACUCUGCUUCGCUAUACCAGACCAGGACCAUCCAAAAUGUGCCUGUGCCCAUGGGUCACUCCUCAACAAUGGAGUAACCUGUGGUUACAGACAAGAUGAUUUUCUAGUUUUCACCACAGACUACACACUGAACAGUAUGAGGCUCGACCCCCAGGAUCACAGCAGUCCUUUCCCGACAUUUAACCUGGGGUACAACUUGAUGGGGUUGGAUUUUGACUCCAAGGGGAGGCGUGUUUUCUUCACCCAGUACAUGGGGUUAGGCAGGAGCAGGAUUGGCUACAUCACCACCACUUCCGCCAGUAGCGCACCCACCAUCAUUGCUUCAAAUUUGGAUGACCCUGAAGGCUUGGCGUAUGACUGGGUUAACAAACGUCUCUACUUCACCGACUACCAUCGCAAGAAUGUGCAGUCAAUCGGCUUGGACGGGAUGAACCGCACAAUCAUCGCCCACGCAAACCGUCCCAGAGGCAUCGUAGUCGACCCUUGCUACGGUUACUUGUAUUGGACUGACUGGAACAGCCCCGCCAAGAUCGAAAGAGCCACGCUCGGCGGGAAUUUCCGAACUCCCAUCAUUAACAGCAGCUUGUCCACACCCAAUGGCUUGGCUAUUGACUUUGUAGAGAGGAUGCUAUACUGGGCUGACGCCUCACAAGACAAAAUCGAGCGGUCCACCCUGACAGGCGCAAACAGAGAAGUAAUCCUGUUGGGGGUCCAGUACCCCUUUGCCAUGACUGUCUUUCAACAGGACAUCUUCUGGACCGACUGGACGGAACGGGCUGUCUUCAGGGCUGGAAAAGAUGACGGUUCUGGCGUUUUAGUGCUGGGCCAGGACCUUCAGUACCGGCCAAAUGAUAUUCACGUCUAUGCCGCGUCCAAGCAGGAGAGCUGCUCCAGCUCCUGCCUGCAGUUCAACGGAGGCUGUAGUCAUGUGUGUGUACCUGGCCCAUCGGGACCAGAGUGCCAGUGUCCCCAUCAAGGGAAGUGGUACCUGGCCAAUAACGGCAAGGACUGCAUCCAAGACAACGGAAAGCGAUGCCAAGCCGAACAGUUCACGUGUCUCAACGGAAACUGCAUCAGGGCUAGCUGGAAAUGUGACGGCUACGACGACUGUAGGGAUGACACGGAUGAGUUGGAGAGAGUGUGUGCAUUCCACACUUGCUCGGGUAAUCAGUUCACCUGCGACAAUGGCCGCUGCAUACCUCUCAACUAUGCCUGUGACUACACGGACGACUGCGGCGACAACAGCGACGAACGGGGCUGCCCCUUCCCCACCUGCAACCCCGACUCGGAGUUCACCUGCGAUAACGGACGCUGCAUCAACGCGGCCUUUGUUUGUGACGGCUACAACGACUGCCGCGACAACGCCACCUCGGAUGAAAUCAACUGCCCUGACAGACAAUGUCCCACGGGCAAGGUCAAAUGUGAGAACACCAACAUCUGCAUCUAUCCCAACAAUCUGUGCGAUGGCUACAACAACUGCGGUGACAACAGCGAUGAGAAUCCUCUCUUCUGCGCGGGUCGUACGUGCCCCCCUAACAAGUUCCAGUGUGACGGUGGGAAGUGCAUCCCUGAAUCUUGGGUGUGUGACAUCUUCAAAGACUGCAAUGAUGGAACUGAUGAACCUCCCACCUGCGAGCAUCAUGUGCAAACUUGUAGCGUCAGCCAGUUCACAUGUACCAAUGGAAACUGCAUCCCUCAGUACAUGGUCUGUGAUGGCAACAAUGACUGCUGGGACAACAGUGAUGAGGCUACUGAGCUGCAGUGUGGCCAGCGUACAUGCAGCUCUAACCAGUUCACCUGUCCAACCUGGCUUCCUGGUCACCCGCGCUGUGUGUCCUUAAACUAUGUGUGUGACGGUGACAAAGACUGCGUCGACGCAGCUGAUGAGCUCCACAACUGCCCCAAUCGCACCUGCCACAUGAAUGAGUUUGCCUGCUCCAAUGGCCUUUGCAUCUACCUCCCCUAUCACUGCGACCGCGUGAACGACUGCGGGGAUGGCAGCGAUGAGCUGGGCUGCACUUACGACACAUGCAGCAGCAACCAAUUCACCUGUAGCAACGGGGCCUGCAUCUACUCCGCUUACACCUGCGACGGAGAGAACGACUGCCUGGACGGGUCCGACGAAGCGGCCAGCUUGUGCGUGACGCCGCAGCCCACAUGUGCACCUCAGCAGUACAUGUGCAAGACGGGCGAGUGCAUCGACGUGAAGAACGUGUGCAACGGGGUGAAGGACUGCCAGGACAACAGUGACGAAAAAGGCUGUGGGAUCAAUGAGUGCCGCAACCCUUCGGUCCACCAGUGUGCCCAGGUGUGCACCGACACGCUCACCGGUUACUUCUGCUCCUGCAACCCCGGCUAUAAGCUCAUGGCCGACGGCAAAGCCUGCGAGGACCUCAACGAGUGUCUCAGCACUCCUCCCGUCUGCAGCCAGAUCUGCGAGAACACCGUCGGCUCCUAUCACUGCAAAUGCGCACCGGGGUACCUGCGGGAACCUGACGGGCGCACCUGUCGUCACAACAGCGGCAUCAACCCGUACCUGCUGUACACCAAUCGCUACUACAUCCGCAACCUGACCACUGACGGAUCCCAGCUGAGCAUAGUGCUGCAGGGGUUCUCCAACGUGGUGGCGUUGGAUUUCGACUAUUCCGAGAAAAGGCUUUAUUGGCUUGAUGCGGGAGUGGGGAAGAUUGAGAGGAUGCGUUUUGAUGGGCACGACAGAGAGGUGCUGGUGGAAAACGACAUCCUCGGAGCGGAGGGCCUGGCGCUCGACUGGGUGGGCAGGAAAUUGUACUGGGUCGACGGUUACUAUGGCUCUGUUCAUGUGAUGGAGCUGGAUGGGCGCUACAUGAAGAGGCUGAUUACCGGCCACUUCACAGAUGGAAACUACACUUACACUGUUAGCCGACCGAGGGCUGUGGCUGUCAACCCAAAAUACGGGUGGUUGUACUGGACCGACUGGGCGGACACUCCGUAUAUUGGCAGGGCAGGCAUGGAUGGAAGCAAUGUCAGCGCCAUUAUAACAGCCAAGCUGGAGUGGCCCAGCGCCCUGACCAUAGACUACACUACCAAUAACAUUUUCUUUGCCGAUGCCCACCUUAACUUUCUCGACUUUGCAGACAUGGAUGGCAAAAACCGACACCGGACCCUAGCUGGUACACUGCCACAUGUCUUUGCAGUGUCCCUCUUUGAGGACUCGGUCUACUGGACAGACUGGAACACACACAAUGUGGAAAAGGCCCACAAGUACACCGGUGAAGGACGCUUGGUCAUGGGCAAUAACACCCACCGACCGUAUGACCUUCAUGUGUGCCACCCCUACAGGCAACCACGAAGUGAAAACCCAUGCUCGUCCCACAGCCUGACCUGCAGUCAUCUGUGUCUGAUUGCGCCGGGUGGGCAGAGCGCCACCUGCGAGUGCCCGGAUCACUUUAUUGGAAUUUCUUUGGGCUUCAAGAUCCAAUGUGUUGCAGACUGUUCCAGCACCCAGUUCCGCUGUGGGGACAAUGAGAGAUGCAUUCCAAUAUGGUGGAAGUGUGACGGCCAGUCAGACUGCGGGGAUGGCUCAGAUGAACCCCAAACCUGCCCGCCCCGCCAUUGUCCCAUCGGCCGCUUCCAGUGUCAAGAUGGAAACUGCACAUAUCCCGGCUUCCUCUGUGAUGCUCACCCGGACUGUCCCGACGGUUCCGACGAAGACGCCGCUCUCUGCAGUGACCAUCGAUGCGAGGACAACCAGUUCCAGUGCAAGAAUAAGAUGUGCAUCCCCAUGUCGUGGCACUGUGACGGCUCGAAGGACUGCUCAGACGGCAGCGACGAGGACGCCGAAACCUGCGCCCAGAAGACUUGCCGACCGGGACAGUUCCAGUGCGCCAAUGGGAACUGUCUUCCGUCGAGCUACGUGUGCGACGCGCAGGAUGACUGUGGCGACGGAUCCGAUGAGCCUUACGACACCUGCAUGGGCCCAGACUACAAGUGCGACGAAACUGAGUUCUCCUGCAAAACGAACUACCGCUGCAUUCCUCAGUGGGCCCGAUGCGACGGCACCAACGACUGCAUCGACAACAGCGACGAGCAAGGCUGCGAGGAGGUGACAUGCGACCCCCUGGGCGAUUUCCGUUGCGACAACCAUCGCUGCGUCCCCAUUCGCUGGAAGUGCGACGGGAGCAACGACUGCGGCGACGGCUCGGACGAGAGGAACUGCCAGCCGAGGCCCUGCUCAGAGAGCGAGUUCCGAUGCGACAAUGCACAGUGCAUCCCCGGGAAGUGGGUGUGUGACCAUGACAACGAUUGUGGGGACAACUCGGACGAGCGAGACUGCGAGUUGCAGACGUGUCGUCCAGGCACAUUCCAGUGCGACUCGGGCCAUUGCGUCCCCGCUGUGCUGCAGUGUGACGGACGCCCUGACUGUCAAGAUCUAUCAGAUGAGACCAGCUGUCCCACUCGUUACCCAGGAGGCCGAUGGUGCCCUCAGGGCCAAUUCGAGUGCGCCAACCAUCUGUGUCUGAACAUGGCCUGGGUGUGCGACGGCACGGAUGACUGCGGGGACCGAUCUGACGAACAACUUACUUUAUGCCUGAACAUCACAUGUGAGAUGCCGUCUCGAUUCCGCUGUGCCAACGGCUACUGUGUCUACUCUGGCCUGCUCUGCAACCAGAAGGACGACUGUGGAGACGGCAGUGAUGAGAAGGAGGAACUUUGCCGCCCGCCCACCCUGGCCCCCUGCACGCUCGACCAGUUUAAAUGCACCAAUGGCCACUGUGUGCCUCUGCCUUAUGUCUGCGACCACAAUGACAACUGCGGGGACCGCACCGACGAGUUGGGCUGCAAUUUCGGCCAUGACCGUAACUGUGAGGAGAAGCGGUGCCAGCAGCAAUGCACCAAUUUGAACGGCACCGGAUUCAUCUGCUCCUGCGGGCCUGGAUACAUAGUGGACCCGGAUAACACCUACACUUGCUUGGACGUCAACGAGUGCGAGGUUUUCGGCACUUGCCCUCAACUCUGUAAGAACACCAAGGGCGGCUACGACUGCGAAUGCGCUCCCGGCUACCGCAGAGUCGGCAAGGCCGACAUGUGCGAGGCGGAAGGCGCCGCUCCCAUGCUCCUCCUACCUGAGAGCGUUCGCAUCCGGAGGUUCAACCUGCAGACGGAGGGCUACCACGACUUCCUCCAGGAGGCGGAGCGCAUCAUGGCGCUGGACUAUGACUGGGACCACAACAACACUGGAUUCAGUAUUGUGUACUUCACCGUGGCCAGCAAGGACUCUGCACCAGGCGCCAUUAAGAGAGCUUAUAUACCUUCACUGGACGAUGGCAGCAACAACAUUGGCGCCGCUGUUGACCUCGGUAUUAAGUACAUCACCAGACCAGAUGGCAUUGCUGUGGACUGGGUGGGCAGGAACCUGUACUGGGCCGACUCCAAGCUGAGGAGGUUAGAGGUGGCCAUGUUGGAUGGACGCUACAGGAAGCACCUCGUCAAGACCGAACUGGGCCACCCGUCUGCCGUAGCGGUCAACCCACGACUAGGGAUGUUGUACUGGUCCGACCGUGGCGAAGCAGCCAAGAUUGAAUGUUCCUGGCUGGACGGUCAAGAGAGGAAGGUCCUCGUGGGGCAAAACAUGGGUUGGCCCACUGGCCUGUCCAUUGACUUCACCAAUAAUGACAGAAUCUACUGGUCGGAUUCCAAAGAGAACCGCAUUGAGUCCGUUCUGCCUUCAGGAGAGGACCGCAGAACUGCUGUCUACAUAGACGUGCGAACCCCCUUCAGCGUGAGCGUAUUCGAGGACCAUGUUUACUGGAACACGCAGGAGAAAGGCGAGGUGUUCCGGCAGGACAAGUUUGGCCACGGGACCAAGACCAAGCUACUGACUGUUGGACCCUGGCUGACCCAAGUCUCUGUAUACCAGGAGCAGCGAUACAACUCCAUUGACAUGAAGAAUCCAUGUAAGGGAACGUGCAGCCACCUGUGUCUACUGCGUCCAGGUGGCUACACGUGCGCCUGUCCCGAGGGCACCGACUUCGUCCCUGGAAGUAACAUGCAGUGCGAUGCCGGGUUUGAUCCUCUACCCACCAUGCCGCCACCAUGCCAGUGUCAGAAUGGCGGCACGUGCUACUUUGACGACAACAAGGCUCUCUGCAAGUGUCCUCCAGACUGGAAGGGUGAAUACUGCCAGACGAGCAUCUACAAUGUGGUGGCAUCAUCAAUCGGCAUCGCCAUCGGAGUGACGAUCAUCAUCUUGGUGGUGCUUAUUGCCCUGGUCUAUGCUGCCAGGAAGAAGUCCAACAUAAUGGAGAGCCUCUGGGACAGCCUUCCUUCCAUGCCUUCAUUGCCCUCAAUGCCAUCUAUGCCUUCAAUGCCCAGCCUACCUUUCUUCAGAAAGAGUCCUCCUCCAAAUGUUUCCAAUUUAGAAGACCCUGAAGGGACAAGGCUGAAUUCAGAGCCGGUUCCAUGUAUGUCCAUGGUGGAGACAGAGCAGAAGAGUUUUGACAAUCCAUCUUACGUGACCGGACCACAACCCGGCGCUGGGAGCACGCCCACCACCGCAGCCACUUCCAUUGGAACAAGCCAGCAGAGCAUCACAAAUCCCUUUUACAUGGAGGAGGUUAAGGCUGUGGGCGAGCCCACCAGAAUGAGUGUGACCGCCAAACCUGCACCUUCCAAAAAGGAGGCCUUCGAGAACCCAGUGUACAGCUCGGAGACCGAAGACGCCGAUGUCCCUUCGUCACCCUCCCAUUUGAGCGUGCCGAGAUUUGGACCCAUCGAGGAUGGAGGAUUUGUGUCUUUCAAAAACCCAGUGUACACGGAAGACGGGCGUCUGGCAAAUGACGAUUCCGACAUCUAAUGUGCGGUCGACGAGAGAUGACGCCGACAUUUCGCAAUUGACACUGAAGAUGAGAAGACUACAGUGCACUUUUUUUCCAACUCUGCUGGACAUGGAAUGUUUAUACACCUGCAUCAAAUCAGCAAAUUUGUAAAUUAAGUCAUGCGUUUGCUUUGAUCGAAUUAUGUGUUUUUAUAAUGAAUGAUCUUAUUUUCUAGCCUUUUGUACAUUUUGAUUCUUACUAAUUUCAACCCUUGUAAUUGUUAUUUUUGUUUUGUUUUUUUGUUAAGCUAUAAAGGUAUGU